GUUCUGGAUGACCAUGUCGUGAUGGAUGGUUCUUUGCCAACGACACCAAGAUGAUAUAAGGCUAUGAUGUCCGGCUUCCUCCUCCAGUGUCAUUUCCUCUUCAUCGGGUCAUCUCCUCUCUCUCCCUUUCCCUUCUUUCCAACGACCAUCAGUGUCAUUGCCAUUCGCUAUUUCGACUUUACCCUCUUCUUCUAAUUCAACACACUCGCUUUUGUCGAUAUACAGCUAUCAUCAUGCACAUCACAUCCGUCCUCGCCACCUCCCUGGCCCUGGUCUCCCUCCCAGGAACCAUGGGCUACCCAGGCAUGGGCGAGCAAAUGGCCGAAAUCAUGUCCCGCAAAACCGACGCCGGCGACUCCACCGAGCUCCUCGGCGACCUCGUCACCCUCAAGGACAAGGACCUCACCCCCGUCGGCAAGGACAUCAAGAAGAUGCUCCAGGGCAAAGGCGACCCGGAAUCUAACGACCGCUACAGCAAGGUCCCCGAUCUCACCUCGGACAAGUGCAAGAAGGAUACCUGCUGCGUCUGGCGCUACGUUGCCGACGACAUGUACCAGUUCAUGGCCGGUAAGUCGGGCCGCUGCACGGGUCUGGCCCGCGCCGCUGUCCGUCUUGGAUUCCACGAUGCCGGGACGUGGUCCAAGGCUACAGCGUCCCAGGGCGGCGGUGCUGACGGCAGCAUUCUGCUUGCCCCCGGCGAGAUUGACCGUUUCGAGAACCGCGGUCUGCAGGAGAUUGCUGUCAAGUUCCAGGAGCUGUAUGGCAAGUACAAGUCUAUGGGCUGGGACAUUGGCAUGGGUGAUUUCAUCCAGAUGGGCGCCAACGUCGCAACAGUAGUCUGCCCCCUCGGCCCCCGCAUCAAGUCCUACGUCGGCCGCAAAGACAGCGCCAACGGUUCCCCCGGCGGUCUCCUCCCGAGCCCUUUCCAGCCGGCCGACCAGCUCAUCCAGCUCUUCCGCGACAAGACCAUCGGCCCGCACGGCCUCGUCGCCCUGCUCGGCGCGCACACCACCAGCCAGCAAAACUUUGUCAACACCACCCGCGCCGGCGACCCCCAGGACAGCACGCCAGGCGUCUGGGACGUGCUCUACUACAAGGAGACGCUCAGCUCCAACUCGCCGCCUCGCGUCUUCAAGUUCCCCAGUGACAUUGCAAUCUCCCAGCACCCCGAGACGGCCAAGGAGUUCAAGGAGUUUGCUGGCCCUGGCGGACAGAACCACUGGAACGAGGACUACGCUCGUGAAUACAUCCGCCUCUCCCUCCUGGGCGUCAACAACAUCAACCAGCUCACCGAGUGCACCAAGGUCCUGCCCCCUGCUGUGAACGGCUUUCGCGCCGUCGAUCAGUUCAAGCUCGACAAGUGGCUCAACAGCGUCGGCAACAAGGGUGCUGCUAAAAAGGUUGCUGAGGAUCUCCAGAAGGGCGAGCCCGCUUCUGUUGAGGUUCCCCCUGUCAACAACCGCAACUAAGUGUUUGUAAGUAAUGGCGUUGAUAUAGAUCGGGAUCGCGAGGUUACUAUGGGUGUUGUACAAUACCGGAUCCGGAGUUUUGGAAACAGAUCCCUAAGUGGCCGAUUGUACAAACCGAGUGUCGUCACAUGUAGUUGACGGCCUCACAUAUCAUAUAAUAAUUCAAUUACAACCGUAUUUACAGC
Colletotrichum godetiae is the source of this 1654-nucleotide messenger RNA. RefSeq names its product peroxidase. NCBI's taxonomy places the organism in Eukaryota, Fungi, Ascomycota, Sordariomycetes, Glomerellales, Glomerellaceae. Gene Ontology annotation, biological process: cellular response to oxidative stress; response to reactive oxygen species; hydrogen peroxide catabolic process. The transcript is spliced from 3 exons. Gene Ontology annotation, molecular function: heme binding; peroxidase activity. The coding region runs from base 234 to 1469 and encodes 411 amino acids. The record is from RefSeq and is a predicted model, not a curated record.